Parasteatoda tepidariorum (common house spider) is the source of this 535-nucleotide messenger RNA. RefSeq lists its product as uncharacterized. Lineage: Eukaryota; Metazoa; Arthropoda; Arachnida; Araneae; Theridiidae. The record is from RefSeq and is a predicted model, not a curated record.
UAUAUCGACGUAGGAGAACGAAAAUGUUUACCAUUUGCAAAUUAAUUUGUAUCCUGGUUACAGUAGCACACAUCAACGCACUUAAUUUGAGUUUUUUUAAAAGUGCAUAUGAUCAAGCUAUGGGAUCUGCUAUGGGACCUUUCUUAGAUUGCAUAAUGCUACAAUAUUGUGACUGUGAAGUACUUGAAGAAGAAAAAAUAUGUUGGGAUAAAAUGCCCCAAAAUGUUUUUAACUUUGUUAGAGAGACAGUGAUUGCACAAUGUGAUCUCAAUGGUGAAUCUGGAUUGCCACUUUGCGAAGAGGGAAAUGUAACUUCAUGCCUUUUGCCUUAUAUGUGUUCGAACAAAGAGAAAUUCAAAAGCCACUUGAUGACAGUUUUCAAGCCUUUGAUUCAUUACUGCACCGAUCUUGAAACUUCAACUGAUCCAAUAAAAGUUGCGGAUAAUAAGAAAUUGGAAGAGUUCAAAGUAAGUUAAAUUUUCUUUUAGUUUCCACAAACAUGCCCGAUUCAAUUAAACACACUUUAAGCAUGCAU